UAAUGAUUCGGGGAAAAUGUUUCUUGGAUCACGGAGACUGAUUGCUAGCAUGAGUGGAAUAAAUAAAACAUGAAUUUUCAACUUAACUUCUGACAGUGUUAAUUAAUUCCCAUCAACCAAAAAACUGACACGCAUCUUAAUUAUAGGUACUGCUUUUAUGAGAAAAGAAAAGGUUAUAUGCCCUUUUUAGUGCUCAAAUUUUCAUAUAAAGGAUAAUGAUAGUCCCACUUUCAUGAUUUAUAUAUGUUAAAGAAAGUUAAACCAUAAAAAAAAUGUUAACAAAGUUGUAUGGAAUGUUUGAUAGGACUUUCGAGUUUCACACAUGCUUUGGAAUUCUCGUCUAUAGACCGUGAAAGGGUUCUACAUAUUUAAGUAUUUGUUUUGUAUUUCAUUUUAGUUCUGAUAAUUUUUUCUGUUCAAAAAUUGAGAGGAGUGCAAAGAGUAAUAGAAGGGGAAGUGUGAAUAGCAUGGACCUGUUUAGUAAAUAGAUCAAAGGAGCCCAUAUAGUAGCUGGGCGACAAGAAGAAUAUAGUUUGCAGGCUAUUGCUUCCUGCACCCCCCCCCCACAAUACUAUGAAAAGACAUAAACAAAAUAAGAAAAUGAAGAAAAAGAGACGGAGAAAAGCUGCAUAUAAAGAAAAGAAACAAAAUAAGAAAAUGAAGAAAAAAACCUAUUCUGAUUUUUUUUUUCAGAAUAUAUUUCAUAUAUGGGUAUUCCGGAUAAUUCAUUAUACGGAAUAUAUUUUAUGGGUUUCGAAUAAUUCUUUUCAAAAAUUCCAUUUCAAAAAAUUUAUUUCAGAACAUAUUUAUGUGUUUGAAAAUUUUGCUUCAAAAAUUAUAUUUUGAACAUUAAAAUGUUGUUUCGGUAGUUUCGAAAAGCUAAUUUCAGAAAAUUUCCCAAGUAUGUAAUGUGGAAGUAACUUUUUCAAAAGUAAAAUGAUUAUUUGAAAGUUUGAGGAGUCGCAGGAAGUAAAAGGCUAGUUUGCAGUGGUAAAUAGAAAAUUAAAAGGAAAUAACCCACACAAACCUGUCCGUAGAGAAAUAUCCUGUUAUGACGGGUAGAUAGAUGGCUAGAUCUGGAAGAGAAGAAAAAUCACAUAAAAUCCUAGAAAAAGGGCUGAAGAGAAUCUGUAAAUUUGUAUCCCUUAAUUCUUACGCGGCCAUUGAAAAAAUGAUUAGAAAUUUCACAUUAUUAUGGUAGAGACACAGAAGCCAGUUUUGAUUUUAGAGUGUCAUCACAUGUUCCUGUUCCAAGCAUGGAACUGAACUCUUCUUGCACUUGUUGCGGGAAAACUAUGAAACACCAGAAUCAAACAGACAAAUGACAUCUACCCAACACUUACUAGCAAUUACAUUGCAGUUUGCCACACCAUGACAUUAAGUUAUGAACUUGCAUCAGUCAGGAAUACAAGUCUUAUAUUAAAUAAAAAUAAGAAAAAUCAAGAAUUCAUGCAAAGUUUAGUAGGAUUUAAGGUAACAUGAACUUUUAUUCUGCAGAAGUUGAGUCUGUGGAAUGAAACAACGUUGGUUUUAACUUUUUAACUUACCUACUACAAUCCCUGAUACAACUCAUUACCCUGAUAAUGACCUCCACAAUGUUCAGUAUCUGAAGUUUAACAUGUACCGGAACUCUCGCUGUUGGCUUGAGUGUUUUCAAAGCUAAUUUAUCUUUCAUACUGAACACAAGUUUACACAAUUAAAGUAUAUAUAUAUAUAUAUAACUUUUUCCCCUUUCUUAUUUUGGUCAUACUUAUGGUCUUUAAGCACUUGGAAAGGGCAAUUCAAUUGUCAAAGAAUGAUGCAACGAUUAGCAUAAUAAGUUGUGUAGAGUUUUGGUAUAUUUUCCACUGGGGAUAGAAGUGGUUAAUGGUUAGAUUGAUUGGUUCACCCUUUCUCUUUGACCUUUGUGAAGGCUACCUAUCCUUUUGUUUUUAUUUUGGUAUAUUUUUCCCUUUCGACAAUUUUAAAAUAUCUCAAGCCUUUUGAAGUUUUUCGUCGUUAUUUCUGAAACUGAGGCCUAGACCAAGGAGAUGUAUUUGAUGGAUUUAUUAGGAUUCUAUGAAUACUAAAUUCUUAGUAUCCUCGGUCAGGAAGCUAUCCUUGAUUACCACAUUAAAAAUUGCAAAGGAGAGUCUAUUGUCGGGCUGCCAUGUUUGAAGUUGACAUCUUAACAACAACAAUAGAGAAAAGUGUGACCUACCAGAAACUGGGAAAUGUAUCAAUUGAAUAAACAAAGAAAACCGUCUAAUGUGCUAAAAGAUUCGAUAAUAUGGAAUUGUUGGUUUUGCACCUGGCAAAUUAUGUCAAAUUGUAAGACCUUCACUGGAAUGCUCAUCAACAGCUAUACAAAAAUAAGUGUACGACUAAAUGGCUAUGGAGACAAAAUAGAGAUUGGAUACAUGUUUGUAAGGGGUUGGAGAAGUGUUGGGUAACAUUGAAGUCUAUAGGUAGUCGAGUUUCUUGACAUCUAAUCAAUUGAAAAUAGGACAACAAUUAUAAUUAUGACAUAAAAAUAUUGUAACAGCAAAUAAAAUAAAAGUCAUUCAUGCAUGUAGUAUUACUCUGCCAAGGGGCAAUAUGGCAUGGCAUCCCAAUUCAGAAAGAGGUCUAGAAGUCAAGGAAUCUUUCUAUGUUUUUUUUUUUCUAAGGGUAGUUAGGACUUGGGAGAAUGUAUGUGCUACAAACUUCUCACCCUUCAUAUACUUUUUUAAUAUUAUCAGUUAAGUCAUUUUCUAUGUUGUCUUUAUAAUUCCCUAGGCUUAAGAGCAAAGGAAGUGGUUUUGUUCAGAGUAUUGCACAUACAUACACAUACUGGUUUUUCUAAAUGAGUUCUAAAAAGAUUACAUGGAAGUCUAUUGUGUUGAUCUUAAACUGUUACAAGACUCAAAGUUCCUUACAGGAAUCAGAGAAACAGGUUUUGAAACAAGGUUCUUUCCAAAGGUUAUGCCUCUCGGAUAUAAGCAUUCCUAGCUCCCCUCAGGCCAUUGAAGAUCUUUCCAUUUCCCUUGUUGGCCCAAAGCUUUACACAUUCACCCUAGAGGAGCUAAGGGAAGCAACACAUAAUUUCUCAUGGAGUAAUCUUCUGGGUGAAGGAGGGUUCGGACCUGUGUACAAAGGUUUUGUUGAUGACAAACUUAGGCCUGGUUUGAAGGCUCAGUCUGUAGCAGUGAAACAACUGAACUUGGAUGGCUUCCAAGGUCACAGGGAGUGGCUGGCGGAGAUUAUAUUUCUUGGACAGCUGAGGCAUCCACAUCUUGUUAAGUUAAUUGGCUACUGUUGUGAGGAGGAGCACAGGCUUCUUGUGUAUGAAUACAUGGCUAGAGGCAGCUUGGAGAAUCAACUAUUCAGAAGAUACUCUGCUGCCUUGCCAUGGUCAACCAGGAUGAAGAUUUCAUUGGGUGCAGCUAAGGGUCUGGCCUUCCUUCACGAAGCAGAUAAACCUGUAAUAUACAGAGAUUUCAAAACUUCAAACAUCUUACUUGACUCGGAUUACACGGCUAAAUUAUCAGAUCUUGGGCUAGCAAAAGAUGGUCCUGAAGGGGAAGACACACAUGUAACGACAACAUGCAUAAUGGGAACCCGAGGCUAUGCUGCCCCUGAGUACAUCAUGUCAGGUCACCUUUCCACCAAGAGUGAUGUGUAUAGCUAUGGAGUGGUUUUGUUGGAAUUGCUUACAGGAAGAAGGGUAGUGGAUAAGUGCCGACCCAAUAGAGAACGAACCCUUGUGGAAUGGGCAAGGCCUCUUUUGAGAGAUCAAAGAAAGUUGCACCAUAUAAUAGACCCUAGAUUAGAAGGGCAGUUUCCUAGGAAAGGAGCUUUGAAGGUUGCUGCAUUGACCUAUAAAUGUUUGAGCCACCACCCCUAUCCAAGGCCAGCUAUGAGUGAUGUGGUUAAGAUACUAGAGUCUCUUCAGGAUUUUGACGAUGUGAUCAUAGGACCAUUUGUGUAUGUUGCAGUGACUGAAAGUAGCCAAUGAGAUGCUACUGUCAAAGGGCAUGAAGGAGUCCUUGGUCUGUGUUAACACCAGCUCAUCAGCAACGUAGAUAAAAUAUAGUAGAUAGAAAAACAAAUGAUGCAAUAGUUGAUGAAAAUCUUGUUUUUUCCAUUUUUAGUUUGUAAGGCAUGGUCUACAGAAAAGCAAAGUGUAAGUAACUAUGUAGUAAAGUCUGAUUCUGUCAGAAAU
This is a messenger RNA of Vigna angularis (adzuki bean), 4183 nucleotides long. RefSeq names its product serine/threonine-protein kinase RIPK. The record is from RefSeq and is a predicted model, not a curated record. The coding region runs from base 2825 to 3976 and encodes 383 amino acids. Gene Ontology annotation, biological process: protein phosphorylation. Lineage: Eukaryota; Viridiplantae; Streptophyta; Magnoliopsida; Fabales; Fabaceae. The transcript has 5 exons. Gene Ontology annotation, molecular function: protein kinase activity; ATP binding.